Bemisia tabaci is the source of this 3592-nucleotide messenger RNA. RefSeq lists its product as uncharacterized. The record is from RefSeq and is a predicted model, not a curated record. Lineage: Eukaryota; Metazoa; Arthropoda; Insecta; Hemiptera; Aleyrodidae. Gene Ontology annotation, molecular function: BH domain binding. Gene Ontology annotation, cellular component: mitochondrial outer membrane. Gene Ontology annotation, biological process: regulation of apoptotic process; release of cytochrome c from mitochondria; intrinsic apoptotic signaling pathway in response to DNA damage.
AAAGUUGUGUAAUCCUACUUUAUUUGAUGUGAAGUAUCCCUUAACAAGUAACUCAGUGACUAUGGUUUGUAGAGUAGAUUAUGACAGCCUUUUGAAAAAUCUGAAGUUUUAUUUUCUAUUGUGGUAGUUAAAUACCACACUACUUUCACGCAUACACCUCUUCAUAGACCUGUAAAAUGAAGCGAGGCAAUGCGGCUAAAAAUGACAAGCUCUCAAGCUUGAAGAAAGACUUCAGCAAAAAAUUACCAUCAUCCACACCAGUGGCCUCUCCGAGAGUAGCAGGCAGUACCGAAUCGAGUGCCAAAAAAGAGGUUGCUCCGAAAGCUAGAAAUGAAACGCCGUCCAGUGCCAAUAGUGUGAAAGAUAAUAAGACGAGUAAAAGCUCUGCCAAUUGCCCAGUACCCAAGCCAAGGAAAAUAGUGAAUGCUACUUCUAAUGGCUCAGUCAAGGAGCCUGAAAUUUCUGUUGUUGAUCAAGAAUCUGAUGGGUCUGCAGUCUCUGUAUCCAGUAUCCAAAUGCCCGAACUCUCCAGUAUUGCUAGUAAUGGAAGACCAGAAGUUCAAGAGGGUUGCAACCUGUACCUGAGGUUUUUAUAUGAUGAAGUAAAUGCUCACAAACUGGAGGCUCCAAGUUUCCUGAGGGUGCCGGAAUCUAGCUACAGUGUGACGCUUCGACAUGCUGCAAAUGAAUUUUCAAACUCCUCUCAUCGAUUAAGGGUUAGAGAUCAUGCUGAAUCCGUUCAACUUGAAAGUCUUUCAAUAGAUGCCUUUUUUGAACUUCUGGAUGGACUAUUUAAGGAAGGAGGGGUCACUUAUGAGCGUGUUCUUGUUCUAUUUUUCUUCUGCACCGACAUCACCGUUCGAGCACUCCGUGACAAUUUAGUCAACUUCUUCAAUGACUUAGUUGGUUGGACUCUUAAGUUCUUUUCAGAGAAUUUAUUUGACUGGGUACAACGGAAUGGUGGUUGGGCUCGCGUUCUGGAAAAAUCAAUGGACUUUACUUACAAAGCUUUAUUAGUGACAACGUUAUGUUUCUCCACACUCGCUCUCAUCUCAUAUCUUCGCAAGAAAUGAACCCUGUCCAUACAAAGUAGUUUUUAGAAUCAUUUUUCAACAGUAUUUUCCAAAAAUAGCAUCAACAGUUAGGGUAAAAUUUAGGCCUAAGGGUGCUGAAUAAGUCGAGCACCUUGCGUUUGUAGAAGCUUGCAAGUUGCUGCAUCUCAAUGAUGAUUUAUCUUGAGUGGAAUCAUUGGAACAACGAUUUUCAGCUUCAAUUUUUUUGCUGAUUUUGUACUUAGCUUGGACAAUAAUUCUGUCCGACUAAGAUGAGUCAAAGUUGAAAUUUUAGAAAUGACAUUUGCAAGUCUGACCUGGGUAUUUGCCCAAUUUUAGCCAUGUAUCACUCGUGGUCUUUGAAUUUUAUCGGCGUGAAGCUCUGUUAAAAAAGUUCCUGCUGAGAGUGGUACAUGUUACAUAGAAUUUUGGGCACAGCCAGUUAUGCAGGAAGCAGUUUUUACAGGUAGAUAAGUGUUAAAGACAGAAAGGAAGGACUCUUCUCUCACCUGGUUGUGUUUUGUUUAAAUCAGGGUCAGACAUUUUUCAAUGAAGGAGAAAUACAUCUUGUAAGUUGAAAUGAAUUUGUUGAUAUCAUGUUUUUCCCUCCAUGAUUUACUUUCAUGAAAAAGCAUGACUUAAUAGAAAAGUUGGAAGUCUUCAAAAAAAUUCCAAAAUAUAUGCUCCCGAUACGAGCUGAACAUACCACGUAGGGAUUCUAUUGAAUUUUAGUGUGAACAUUAUGUAUUGUAUUAAUUUAAGAUACUUUUAAACACCUAUCUAUUACUCACUGAUCUCAAAUCUUUCAAUUUUUAGCUUUUUAUCAUUAGUCAUAUGUAUCUUAAGGCAGUACCGUCCUUGCUGUUUAAAAAGCUGAAGAUAUGCACCACCGACAUCCUAAAUUUCUCCAAGAAACUUUUAGACAUUAGCUAGUUUUUCCUAAUUAUUUUAAAAUUUUCAGACGUUAAGAAACUUCCCAAGCGUUCUCUCAAGUAGUAUUACCUCUCAUGUUGUUUAAGAUGAAGAAUUUGUCUUUUGAAGCUGUAGGCACUUAAUGUGUCCAUUAUAAAAAGUAAUUUAUUGAAACUUCGCUCACCCGGUUACAAAAAAAAAGGAGAAAAGAAAAAAGUAUUCACACUCAAUGUCAGUGGCAGUAAAAUUUUAUUUUCCAAUUUUAAUUAAUACAGAAUUAUACUUCAGUUGUUUUGAGUGAAUAUCAAAAUCCAGAAGAAUAUAUUUUGCAAUACCUGUUCAGAUAAUAAACUUAUCUAUGUAGUUCACCCGAAGAUUUUAUCAUAGAAUGAUGAAGUCCUUUUUUUCCCUUCCUUUCUUCAGAAAUUUUAUUUGUGAAGUGCUUUUGCCAAAUUUUGCCUAGUAUUUGAGGACUUGUGUGAAUCUCUUCAGUUUUAAUGUUUCAACAUUUUAUUUUAUAUUUUUAUCCUUAAGUGGAAAAAAGUUACUUGUAGAGAGAUGAAAAUUCAACUGUAAAUUCUUCAUGAUUUAACCAUAUCUUCAACGCAACUCUCAAAUUUAAUCAUUCAAUAGCUUCCUCACAUAAAUAUUAAUUGUUGAUGGCGACUAUGAAACAGACAUAUUGGAGAAUUGCCCUUUUUGCACCACAGUCCUCAAUUAUCAUUAAGUGAUCAGAAUUUUUUAAAAAUGAUUUAUUGUACAUGACUGCAAAUUGUGCUGUAAUUUCUCAGAAUUCUUUAGUCUAGCAAUAAGGCUUUGCUCUAUUAUUUUCAAGACAUCGGUAGUCAAUUUAUGAUCCUCUAUGCUAGAGAGUCUUUUUUCCUCAAUGCCUUUGCUCUUUCAAUGUAAUAGAAUAACCUAUUAUAGUUUUUUAAUUCCAUUACCCAGAUGUUUUUUGAUUGCCAUAAUGCCUUUGUUGAUUUGACCUCUUUUUUUUUUUUUUUUUUUUUUUUUUUUUUUUUUUUUUGUGCAAAGGAGACUCCAUUAUUUUAAGCCGCUGUCAUUCAAUAACGUAGCAAUAAAGCAGGAAGUGAUGGCCGUUGUAGAUUUAGUAGCCGUUUUUAAUGUCGUUCGAUAACAUCAUUGGAUACCUUAUAAAAUUUCCAAUACAUAUUCAGGAGAACAGUAUAUUAUAUAGUAAAAUAGAUCCAUAUUUUCGCCCCCCGAGAAAUGGUGCCAAAUUACAGAAAAAGACACAGAAAUUUUCAGAGUAAAAUGGUCAUUUUCCAGGAACUUUAUUCCUAGUUUCAUAUACUGGCAUCAUGAUAAUAAGUACAAAUCCCAACUGGCUACCUUAGCUACCCUAGCUUUCUAUGGUCGGAUCACUGCUUUGCUAACCAGAGAGCAUAACUUUGUUUUCAUGUGAGCUUUGGAAAGUAUGAAGUUUUAAGUACCAAAGGACUCAUGUCAAAUUGUAAGAGAUGUUUUUUUGUCAGCAGAAAAACGUGAAGAUAGUCGGUGACUCAAAAAGAGAGAGCUCUCAAUUUUGGUUAUUUAGUGACGAAAUGAAUUGCUCAAUUAUUUAAAGCUGAUAUUCUAUUUCAUUAAAAUUCUGGUCUUAAAAUCAA